Molecule: messenger RNA, 9641 nt
Organism: Schistocerca piceifrons (Central American locust)
Lineage: Eukaryota; Metazoa; Arthropoda; Insecta; Orthoptera; Acrididae
Product: cholesterol transporter ABCA5-like
Exons: 32
Coding region: 715-6126 (1803 amino acids)
Biological process (GO): transmembrane transport; lipid transport
Cellular component (GO): intracellular membrane-bounded organelle; membrane
Molecular function (GO): ATP binding; ATP hydrolysis activity; lipid carrier activity
Source: RefSeq, a predicted model, not a curated record
UGCUGCGGGCCGGCCGUGUCAGCGCGCCCCGUGUGUUCGCAGACGAACGCGCUCGCCCGGUUCCCAGAGCUGGAAGGCGACGCCAAUCCAACACGUAAACGGCCCACAGGGGAGAGGAAGUCAGUGGCGAGCGUCCCAGUCGAAUUACAGAAUGUGAUUAUUGACGGGGCGGAACAGCCGUCUGCCCUGGGAUCACCCGCCGCGCCACGGUUCGGCGUCAACGACGGUCGAAGCAACUGAAAUUUCUUCGUCUUCCCUGUAAGAAGGAACUGUUCGACGCAAAUAUGGUGCUGCGGGCCAGGCGCCAACUAUCGCCGAAACGCAUGUGCGCCGCUGCGACUGCCGCCGUGGAGCGCCGAGAUCAAUAAUGCUGUCGAGAAUCGAUACGUGAAAGAAACAGUUGAAUGUGGCGGUGCGCGCCACGCCGGCUGCGUCUGGCGCUAGAGGGAUCAGACUCAGAGCAGCGGCAUUGCGUGUGAGUGCUGGUGCUGUGUAAGUGGUGGUGGCCGGUGUUUUCACGAGUGUCGGCGGCGCCGCGAUCCGCCCCUGGUUCGGUAUGUGGCGGAGACUGCUGGCGGCGCGCUGUCGCCCUCCGCUGCGCUCUUCCCAUUGUCGUCUGCGGUAGAAGAUGUGAUUCGUUUUUCUCUGCUUUUAUUCCGCUUCCGGUGACAUCAAUUCUCUCCAACAAAGAAUUUUUUCCUGGAAAAAGAAACAAUGGGGGAAAGAACUUCAACUUAUUUUUCUCAGCUGAAGGCGAUGAUAAUAAGGAAUCUUUUGCUCAAGAAAAGAGAAAAACGAAAGACAAUAGCAGAAGUAUUUCUGCCACUUUACUCACUUGGAAUAUUAAUAAUCAUCAAGAUAAUGAUACCAAAUCCCAACUUCCCCAUAAUGAAUACACCUCGAGGUGACGCAACGCUCUUCGAACAUUUUCAGCUUUCCAAGAAUCAUUCUGUGGCCAUUGUUCCAAAUACUUCAGAAACACAGGCAUUUGUGGAUGCUGUCAACCAACUUUGGCUUAAUAUGCAUCUUGACAGGGGCUUGCAUCCCAUCAACUUCAUGCUGUUUGAAACUAUGGAAGAUCUGCUCACAGCUUAUUGGUUGGAGCCAACAUCAAUACCAGUGGCUGUGAUAUUUGAUUCUGAUGAUCCAAUAAAAGGCAGACUAACGUAUGAUUCUGUUGUUCAAAUGUAUCAGAUACGAACCAAUCCAUCAUUUGUGGUAACUCCAUCCACUACGGAACUUUACUCAUCACCUGCGUCAUGCAGAGAUAGUGGGAAUUCUUGGGGUGGUGUGUUCCCCAUAGAGACAGGUGACAGCUGCCCUGUCAACCAGUACUAUUAUUCUGGUUUUGUUGCUAUCCAGGCACUGUUUGACUACACCAAAAUAAGGCUGGAUUCUAAUCGCAAGGAUAUUAGUGUACCUCACAUCUUGCUUGAACUUUUUCCAAAAGAAGCAUAUACAGGAGACUGGAUGGUUGCAUUCCGUGUUGUCAUACCACUGUACAUGGUGAUGGCAUUAUCACAGUUCAUUACGUACCUGCUUAUACUCAUCGUCGGUGAGAAAGAAAAUAAAAUUAAGGAGGGUAUGAAGAUUAUGGGACUCAGGGAUUCUGUCUUCUGGCUGUCAUGGUUCAUUAUUUAUGGUGCUUUUGUGCUGGUGCUUACUAUCAUAAGCACUGUACUUCUCUUCACAUUGAAGGUGUUCCAGCAUACAAGCUAUCUGCUUGUCUUCCUUCUUAUACUUCUCUACAGUCUGUCCAUAAUCAUGUUUGGCUUCAUGCUUACACCAUUCUUCGAUAAAAGUAGGACUGCAGGAAUCCUUGGAAAUUUUGCUGUCAACAUAAUGAGUCUGCUAUAUUUCAUCCAAGUAUUUGUGGACGAUUCCAGUUCCAUAGCAUUUUGGGUUGUUUCACUUAUCAGCUCGACAGGCUUUGCUCUUGCUAUGGACAAGGCCUUGGUGCUAGAUUUGUCUGGUGAUGGUGUCACUUUUGAUAAUCUGUGGUCAGGCCCUGGUAUUCCAUUUGGAGGCAGUCUUAUAAUGAUGGCAUUAGAUAUAGUACUGUAUGGGUUCCUGGCAUACUAUCUUGACUGCGUCAUUCCAAGUGAACAUGGUACAAAAAGAUCACCAUGGUUCUGUCUGACACCUGGUUUCUGGUUUUCAAAGAAAGCUACACCACAUGUAUCCUCUGUAAAUGGUGAGUCCGGAUCUUUCAAUGCUGCUGACGAGUCAUCUCAAGAUAUUGAACCAGUUGCGAGAGAAAUGAAAGGCAAGGAAGCCAUUAAAAUUGUUGAUUUAUUCAAAACAUUUCAGGCUUGCAGGAAGCCUGAAGUGAAGGCAGUAAAUGGAAUAAAUCUGACUAUCUAUGAAGGACAGAUCACUGCCAUACUUGGUCACAAUGGUGCUGGAAAAACAACGUUGUUCAAUAUCUUGACUGGUCUGACAGCACCAACAGCAGGGACAGCAUUUGUCUUUGGAUAUGACAUUAGGGAUCCAAAUGAUAUGCACACAAUACGUAGAAUGACUGGUGUGUGUCCUCAACAUGAUAUCCUUUUUGAUCUACUGACACCAAGAGAACACCUUGAAUUCUUUGCUGCUGUGAGGGGCAUUCCUUCAUCACUUAUUGAUUUUGAAGUAACAAAGACAUUACGGGACAUUGAUCUGGUUGACAAGGCUGACACGUUUGCCAAACAUUUGAGUGGUGGACAAAAAAGGAAACUAUCUGUUGGUAUUGCAGUUAUUGGGGACCCAAAGAUCAUAAUUCUUGAUGAACCAACUGCAGGAGUGGAUCCAUAUUCAAGGAGACAUAUGUGGUCAGUUCUCCAAAACAGGAGACAUGGAAAGGUUAUUCUCCUUACGACACACUUUAUGGAUGAAGCAGAUAUAUUAGCAGACAGGAAAGCAGUGGUUUCCAAAGGCCGAUUGAGAUGCUGUGGAUCUUCUUUGUUCCUAAAAAAUAAGUUUGGAAUUGGCUACCAUUUGACGCUGGUCCUGGAAGGUGUGGCACGAGAACAUGCCAUCACACGUCUUGUAACAAGUCAUGUUCCUAAGGCUGAGAAAGCAAGGCGGCAUGGGAGAGAACUGUCCUUCAUAUUGCCACACAAUGCUGUUGAUAAUUUUGCACCACUCUUCUCCGCCAUUGAACAGGAAAUAUCCACGAGAGCUAGUCGACUGGGAAUCAGUAGUUAUGGUGUCUCAAUGACUACACUCGAGGAGGUUUUCUUGCAUUUGGAAAGAGAUGAAGAAACAGAUUGCACAAUGGACAAUCUAUCUAAGAAGAUGGUUAGGAAUCGUGCAUUAAGCAGGUCUUUGUCACUGCAGUCAAAAAGCACCUCCUAUCAGAGUUUGCAAAAUGAGGGUGGUAUCCUUACAACAGGCAUCACUGACUUCCCUGGAAAAAUGUGUACUGAGACCCAGAUGGAUGGAAAUAUCAAUCAAGAAACUCACUUAAUCCCUGGCCUUGGAUUUGAACCUAUUGAAACAAAACCAAACACACUGCAAAUCCUCAUUGCCCUACUGAAGCUUAGAAUCCUCCGUAUGGUGAGGGACAUACAGAAGUUAUAUUUCAUGAUAAUUCUUCCCUUAGGAUUUGCAGCACUGGGAUUGUAUCUCAACAGCAUUCAGACCAUUGAAGCUAAGAUGAAGUUACUCGAUCUUGGUGGAGAUACUUAUGAAGGUAACAGGAAGUUUGUUGUGCAUAACGCUACAUCGGAAGACCUGGAUGAAUUUAUUCAAAAUCUUGAAAUAAGUGGGGCAACAUCUGUUGAAAUGUACAAUGGAAAUUUUUCUCUUCUGUUGGAUAUAGCACCCCAUAUGGCUGCAAUGAAUGUCAAUACAUAUGAUAUUCCACAACUCAGCCUCACAGUGAUAUAUAAUGACACAGCACAGCAUUCUUUGCCAAUAAUAAUGAAUACCAUUAGCAAUGCAUUUUACAAAAUGGUGAUGGCAUCUGUGAAUGAUGUGGAUGUUCAGCCAAUAGUUGUGAAGACACAUCCAUUCCAGCAGACAUCACAACCUGAAGAAUUCAAUAUGGGGACAUUCUCCUCUGCUUUGUUCAUAGGGAUGAUCUUUGUCUUAGUUCCAGUGAGUCUUGCAGUGGACAUGGUCUAUGAUCGUGAGAUUAAAGCAAAGAACCAGCUACGAGUGAAUGGCCUGUCAUUUUUCAUGUACUUCUUCACCUAUUUUCUGGUUCUUAUUGGCCUUAUGCUGUUCAUCUGUGGAGCCUUGCUGGCACUCAUCUUUGUGUUUGAUCUGCCAUCACUUCGUGAGCCACCAGCUUUCUGCACUCUGGGGGCACUUAUUAUCCUUUAUUGUCCUGCAUCCAUCCUCUUUGCAACCUGUGUCUCCUACAUAUUUGAUAAGAUGGAUUCAGCACAAUCCAUUUUGCCAAAUAUUGCUACUUUCCUUGGUCUAAUUCCUUUCAUUCUGGUUAUGUUCCUUGAUAUGUUUAGGAUAGGAGGGCGUGCGGCGCUGGCGUUGCAUGUCGUGUUCUCCCUCCUGAACACGAUGUAUAUACCGUAUGCUGUUGUAUACUUUGUGGAUCGAGUGCACCUCAUGUGCAGUGUGAACAGUGCUUGUAACUAUUUGACUGUCGCUGAUUACCUCACUGAAGAAGUGAUUGUAAUGUUGGUUGGAAUACUUCUGCACAUACCAUUUUGGUUCUUUGUGCUUCUUAUACUGGAUGUCAGAAAGUCUGGUGGGAGAACCAGUGAUGUCUUCAAAUAUUUAUUUGAAAAGAGCUUGUAUGGGAAUGAGGAUGAUGAAAUAAACGUGACGAGUGGAGCACACGGAAAAAGCUGUAAGAUACAGAUUGCUCAAUGCGUGUCAGGAAAAAAGAUGUCAAAGCUUUCAUGCUUUGAUAAAUUUCCACAGGAGAGAAUGAAAGAAGGAAAAAGGGCUGGAGGGAAGGAGGAAGCAGCACAUAUACCACUUACUGCAGCCUCCUCUCCAAUGAAUCAUGACCGGAAAACUUCAGAAGAAGUAACUGAAAAUAGUGACAUUGGAGAACAUGAAGAUAAUGAUGUUAAAGCAGAAAGACAGAAGGUUGCUGACAUAAUGGCCAGCAAUAUAACAAAGCCACCUGUGGUAAUAGUUCAGAAUCUUCGAAAGGAAUAUCAUAAAAAGGAGUUGAAAAUGUGCACAUGCAGCUUGUGUUGUCCGAAAGAGGAAGAGGAGGAUGUCCACGUCAAGAUUGCAGUGCGAAAUCUGUCUCUGGCAGUAGAUGCUGGAGAAGUUUUUGGGCUUCUGGGACACAAUGGUGCUGGAAAAACAACUACGAUGAAAAUCAUGAUUGCUGAGGAAGCAGCAACCAAAGGAAGGGUCCAGAUUGGAGGACAUAACAUCACAUCAAAUAUUGCAGAAGCCUUUCAGCUGAUGGGUUACUGCCCUCAACAUGAUGCUCAGUGGAAGAAUAUUACCGUCAGAGAGCACCUCGAGUGUUACGCAGCCAUUCGAGGUGUGCCUCCAGAAGACAUUCAGAGGGUGGUGGACAUGUACCUGAUGGGUCUGCAGAUCCAUGAACAUGCUAAUAAGCAAAGUCAACACUGUUCAGGUGGAACGCGCCGCAAGCUUAGCUUUGCAAUGGCAAUGGUGGGUGGUCCUUGUGUCGUAUUGAUGGAUGAGCCGAGUACCGGUAUGGACCCUCGCUCAAAGAGAUUUCUCUGGGAUACAAUCCUUGCUAGUUUUCAGGGGACCAGAGGUGCAAUCCUCACAACACAUUCCAUGGAAGAGGCAGAUGCUCUUUGUUCAAGAGUUGGUAUAAUGGUCAAAGGAGAACUGAGGUGCAUUGGUUCAACGCAACACCUUAAGAACCUAUAUGGUGCUGGGUACACACUAGAGAUGAAGCUGCGUGGUGGGGACCGCACACCGACGACACCGUCUUCAGACAGGCACAGCGACCUCAGAGAAUUUGUCAAUGGACUUUUCCCUGAUGCAUCUCUGGAGGAAAGCUUUGCUGAUAGGCUGGUGUUUAGUGUACCACAGCAUGCCGUCACAUCCCUUGCUGAGUGCUUCACACAGCUUGAAAAAGCGAAGCAGGAGCUUGAUAUAGAAGAAUACAGCUUCAGCCAGACAACAUUGGAACAAGUUUUUCUGAAGUUUGGUCACUACGAUGAAGUGAAUGGUGACUGAGGCAACUCCAGAUUUUUUGUUGAUGACUUACUUUCAUCGUGUGUAAAAAAGAUAAAUAGUUUGUUAUCAUAUUUUAGGGCUGUAAAUAUUUAUGAAGUACAACAAAAACGUUUUAGGUAGGGUAAAAAAAUACAAGAAGUUGAAAUUAAAAAAAAAUCCAUUGAAUCAUUUACACUAUCCAACAAGAUGAAGGCUGUUUUUCAAUAUGCAUGUGAAGUCUGAGUCCCCCUUACAAUUCAUUGUCAGAUUUGUAUCGACAGUUCUAAAUAUUUUUGACAUUGUUUUAUUAAAGUGUUGGUGCCACAAUCUGAUUUGAAAGGUGAUGAAACUGAAUACAAAAUGUUGCUAUAAAAAGGUAUGAAGGAGAAUUUCUUAUGGAGGCUCUAAGAUCUGGACUCUCAGUGCAAAAAUUAUGACUAUGUGCCUGAAGGAGUCAUGUCGUGUGUUAUGUGAUGUGAUGUGAUGUUAUGUUGUUAUCAUUUAUGAGACAGUGUUUUUGUCAAAUUUGUGAUACUGGAGCUAAGAACUUAUACCUAAUUGUGUUGCUAAAUGGAUGCAGCUGGAAUUAAAUAGGUUAUCUGAACAAACAUUAACUUUACGUUGUUGUCAUUUUCAGGAAGAGAAAAUAUGUGUAUUGUGUUUAUAGCAGUUUGAGUAACAAGGAAAUUGCUUGCUAUGAACAUAAAAAAACUUGUUUCCAAAGAUAUAUCAACACUUCCAUUGUUCGUUUGAAAACUGAGUAUGAGUUGCACAUUUGUUUAAAUUAUUUUAAUUUUCAGCAUCUUUGUGCUAAAAAUUUGUCAAGAGGGCCAAGUAAAUGCCGUAAAUUCUCUUAAAAGAAGAAUGAAAAAGCAUUAGUAUUUCUUGUAGAAAAUGUAAUGUAGUUGUCAUUAUUUGAUGUACAGCAAGGCACAAGAAACAUUUGCCCUUGUUUUGUUGUAAGUAAUUUUCUUAAAACUGAAAUGAGACUGUAUUUGUGAUUUUGUGGAGAAUCAGUAUUUUUAAUUUUAUUAGCAUGCAAUACAUUAAUGGCAAAAGGAUUUUGUAAUUUUAAGUAAUGGAACAAGUCAGUGGCAUAUGGAUUAAAAACAUUGCCAAAAGUACUUUGUGAGCAUCACAACGAAUAGGGUUCCAUAUAGAAGGAGCUUGUUUUUAAUCUUUAAGAGAGCUACAAUUAUAAUCAUACAUUUCAUUUGGCUGUGAUUUUGAAACACAUUUUAUCUGCUUUAAAUAAGUGUUUGCAAAUGGGCUAUGACAAAUAAUGAAGCAGUGUUUACCAUUUUCAUCCACCAUAUUUCACUAUACUGGUAAACACACUGUAAUAAAAAUGAAUUUUUCAUGAAAGGAAUCUUAGUUUGCUAUUAUUUACUUAUUUAUUUAUUUAUUUUUAAGAAAUAUGCAUAUCUUACAGUUAGGUUGUUGCAGCUCAGCAUUUCAUAUAAAAAGCAAUGUUCCCCAAAAUAUAUGGGCACAGCAGAAAAAAGUAUUCCUUUGAAUUGUUUAGCAUGGAUUUUAAUUCUGUCCUAAAGGAAAUGCAUUUUCUUUCAAAAAUAUAUGGAAAAUACAAAAGAAGUAGAUUCAAGUUUUGUUCCGUGAAUUCUGAACAAUCGGAAAUGAAGUAGACACUGCAGCUAUGAAUAAAUAAAAAUAAACAUAACAGUAAUAACUUAAUUACAACUCAGCUGUUACACCUUGUGCUCUUCUCUCAUCUUAUUAUUUCUACAUUUUAAGUUUAAAUUCCACUUAUAAUGUGAAAGAGUCUGUGACAAAAGUACACUCUUCAAUUGUGGCUGAAAUUUAAUUGAUACAAAUUUAUGCAUUUUAUCCUUUACUAUUGUGACUGUUAUUAUUGUUAGUUUGUGAAUAUUAUCUGAAGAAAUCAUAGAUCAUUCACAAUAUUUUGUUUUACCGUGUAAGUACUCUCCACUCAGUCAGCCAGCCAGCCACCACCAUUUAUGCUUCAUUUGUAACCGUAGCCUUCAGCUUGCUUGCUUUUGUUUAAAUGAUUUAUUAUAAUCAGGAAACAACGACUUUAAAAGCUGUUUGUCAAUUGCACACUUUUUAUAAAAAUUUACACAAUACGAAUAUAGUGGUUUUAAUAAAUCUGUUAUAUAUUUUGAUUUUAGUGAGGGACAGUUCUUUAAAGCACAUUUUUUUAUAAACUACUGUGAAGUCUGAUAUAAAAUUAUAAGUUUUUGAAUUCAUAAUUUGAAUUUUAAAAUGUACAUAAUUGAUGUACAUGGUAUCAAAAUUCUUGUUGGUAUUAUACAUUAAAAUAAUUUAUGUUCAGUUUCUCUCAAAUGAGAUAUCUACGUGAAUGCUGUCUCUUAAAGAAUUACAACAUAGUAGUGUGGUUUUUGUAAAUGUGUUUAAGCUGGGAGUGACUUGGCCAUUGAAUUAGAAAUAUCUUGCUUCGUGAAAUGUCUUGUUCUGUUUUGUGGCAUUUUGAUGGAUUAAAUCAGCAAAACUUUAGUAUUCCUCCAAGAAUAACUACAUUAGAGGGAGGCAGAUAAAUCUAAGAUUUUAUUUAUUUAUUCAUCUUUUGAUCAUUCACACAUUACUAUCUCUUGGAAAUUUGUGUGAAGAAAACAAAGAAAGAUUUAUGAUAAAAUCUAGAGAAUUUGUUAAUUUUAUUUUGAAAGUUUUAUUGCAAUCAAUGCUGCUUAAAUAUAGAAACAUUUGUAUAAUAUUUACCUGAAAGAGUAUGCAUUUCUCAUGCUCAGCUAAGAGUAUCUAUUAUAAACAGUUAUGUGAUAUUAAUUUUGUUACAGUAAUUAUUUAAGAGCAGACCAACUAAAUGCUAGCAAUUUAGACACUCAAUUAUUAAGCCAUUUCAUAUGUAGAAUAUUUCUAAAAAGUUAUAAAAUAGUGAAAAGGAACAGCAGAGCUCAAGCUAGGCAAUUUCUUGCAAAUUAUUGCUUUAUUUCAGUCUUAAAAUAUUGCAAUUCAGUAUUCAGUAGAUUUUGUGGAAAUAAUAUUUUGAAAUUAUUCAUGUUUUAGUUUUAUAUUAUAAUAAGCCAGCUGGUCUGGUGCAAGUGUCAUUUUCAGCUGCUUGUUUUAAUAUAUGAUAGCCAUAGUGUCAACAACAGACAUAUUCUUCUUCUGUAGGGGAAAAAUAAUAAAAUUAUAGCAACAUUUAUGCUAAGGGUGAAAUCUGUUUAUAAUAGACAAGACUGCAUUUCAAAUUUAAUGAUAUUUGUUAUUUAAUAAACAGUGUAAAUUGUAAAGUGAAAAAUUCAUAGAGAAUGGACAGAAUGUUUAGAAUGUCAUAUGAAGAUUUUUUGUCAAAGCAUAAUUUUCAUUAAAUGUACAUAAAUUAUUUUUUUAUUGCUGUUGUGCAGUUAGUGUGUCACAUUGUUUGGACAAUCUCACUGCCAAGAUCAGUCAUUUUCAAUAGACAUCCUAACUGUGAAAGUUAAGCACAACGUAAAGUGAAAUUAUGCAUGUUAUUUACUUAGAAUAUAUUGAGAUUACUCUGUAAACUGUUACCAAAUAAUGACUUGUUGGGAGACAAA